GACUAGAAUCGGUGGAAAGGUUGACCUGGGUGGUACCCUAUCCAAUACGUAACCUAGCGCGCGUAUCAGUGCUCACGUUAGACAGGAAUUCUUUGAGGGGUGCCGGUGGGCUGAAUUUGUGCUGCUACACUGUUAUACAGAAAAGUCACCAAUACUGUCGAGGACCUUUUUCUAGGCUCAAACGGCCAAGUUCUGGACAGAAAGACUGGUACUUGUUACGAAUCCGCUUUGAAUCCGCCACUCGCGCGAUGGGGAAGAAGAUCCUUCAACUCUUCAAAUAUGAUUGGCUCGUCUAUAAUCUCACAUGAUACCUGGGACCGGUGCGGUCCUCCCUUCCCCUGUGGCGGUGACUCGCUUCUCCAUGUUAACUGUCGAGUUCAUGACCAAGCGAUGUUCCUCCCCCAUUCCUUCAUGGCCUCCCUACUGGACAUCCUCGCCGACUUGGAGGCCUCCAACGACAUCAUCAUUCACGAUGACCGAAAGCACCUGUACCGACGGCUCAUUGCUAUGUGCAUCAUAUUCGUCACCUCCCUAUUCGCUGUUUCGUUCCCUGUGAUAUCGAAAAGGUCGACAUAUCUACCAAUACCCAAAACUGCCUUCUUCAUUGGGAAGCAUUUCGGCACUGGCGUCAUAUUAUCGACGGCGUUUUGCCAUCUUUUGCAAGACUCGUUUGAAGCGUUACGAAAUCCGCUGGUAGCUGAAAGUUACGGAAAGGUUGGGGACCAAUGUGGGUUGAUAAUAUUGGGCUCCCUUCUUUCAAUAUUCCUCAUUGAAUAUAUAUCUACUUCAUAUGUUGACCAUCUACAUGCUGAGCCCUCUGAGCCUGCUUCUCCAGUAACCACGAUAGUACCGUUACCUGAACCACUAUCUAUUGGUUGUGGCGGUCUUCCAGAAUCAGCACCUGACGAAGACACGCCACUGCUGUCAUCCUCUUCUCACUCCUCGCAUACCUCCUCGUCUCAUCCUCCUCAGCACUACCUUUCUUCCAUCUUAACGAAUACCCCUAGGCAUCUUCGCAGCACUGAAUCGUACUACAUCAUCAACGACCUCAAUUAUCACGUCAACCACGGCGACUACCAACUGAUAGGCGGUAAAGGAUCGUGCGUGUGCGUGUGCGUCUGUCCAGCCGGUGCCGAAGGCAAUAGACCACCAGCAAAGAGCACUUCGCGUAGCGGAACGGUGACUCCGACGCACAAUGUAGACGUGGAGAAGCCUCGCAUUGGAAGGAGACGCCAGGUGGUCGGGAUUCUAGUACUACAGUUCGGGAUUAUGAUUCAUUCACUUGUGAUUGGUCUGACGCUCUCCAUCACUCACGGUGCUGAAUUCACUUCACUUGUGACUGCUAUCAUAUUCCACCAACUGUUCGAAGGCCUAAGCUUGGGCAUCCGAAUCGCUGCAUUGCCACCCGUGCGUCGGUUGCCAGUUCCCAACACCACACCGCUAUUUUCAAUCCAUCAAUGGCACUGGCUCGCACCCGUGCUCUCCUUCCUUUUCGCGGUCACCACACCCCUCGGGAUGGGCGUUGGCAUGCUGGCGUUCUCAGGCAAGGUCAGCAAAUCGCAGAUGCUGAUCACGCAGGGCCUCAUGUCGGCCAUCUCGGCCGGUAUGCUGAUAUACGCGGCGACGGUGGAGAUGAUUGCUGGCGAUUUCGUGUUUGGGAACCUGACUGGACAUGAACAUGGGCAUGGGGGUGAGAUUGAGCAUGAGGAGGGAGGGCCGACGCUUGGAAGAAAGAUCCUUGCUGUUGUUAGUUUGCUUGCUGGAGUGUUUGGGAUGGGACUUGUGGGGAUUGGAGAGUGAUGAGCACUUUAUAGAGAUAUUGUAUUUUAUUAAUCUGGAUUUUGUAAUCUAUUAGACUUGCUCAUUGAGAAUCUAAAGCGAUGAGAAAU
This is a messenger RNA of Guyanagaster necrorhizus, 1889 nucleotides long. Its product is annotated as Zinc/iron permease. Gene Ontology annotation, biological process: zinc ion transmembrane transport. The record is from RefSeq and is a predicted model, not a curated record. Gene Ontology annotation, cellular component: plasma membrane. Gene Ontology annotation, molecular function: zinc ion transmembrane transporter activity. NCBI's taxonomy places the organism in Eukaryota, Fungi, Basidiomycota, Agaricomycetes, Agaricales, Physalacriaceae. The coding region runs from base 280 to 1800 and encodes 506 amino acids. The transcript has 6 exons.